Molecule: messenger RNA, 2165 nt
Organism: Octopus sinensis (East Asian common octopus)
Lineage: Eukaryota; Metazoa; Mollusca; Cephalopoda; Octopoda; Octopodidae
Product: neuronal acetylcholine receptor subunit alpha-10-like
Exons: 7
Coding region: 492-2021 (509 amino acids)
Biological process (GO): signal transduction; monoatomic ion transmembrane transport; regulation of membrane potential
Cellular component (GO): neuron projection; synapse; postsynaptic membrane
Molecular function (GO): transmembrane signaling receptor activity; acetylcholine-gated monoatomic cation-selective channel activity
Source: RefSeq, a predicted model, not a curated record
CAAACAUAUAUACGUUUAAACGGAUAUAUAUAACUACAUAUACACACCUGUAUAUAUUGCUGUCCAUCCAUACACGGAAGUUUACAUACACACACAGACGCAAACACAUUAUACACACACACACACACACACACAUAUAUAUAUAUAUAUACACAUACGGAUAGACAGACAUUACAAGACGAAUACUGAAUGAAAUAAAGACACAAAAUUUUUAAGAAACCCCAGAAAACCUCAGAAAACCAAGACUAACUACAGGUAGACACAGACAGAAAGACGGGGUCAAACAGACGUAUGUGUACACAGAUUAAAAAAUAUAUACAGACGAACAGACAGAGGGACAAGCUGAGAGAUGUGCAAUGGAAAAGAUAGAAAGAUAAAGUGAGAAACGUAUCAGUGAGAGAGAGAGAGAGAAAAAGAGAAAGAGAGAGAGUAGUACUAAAACAGUCAGACUGACUGACAGACACACAAAAAGCGUGUGACGGUGAGGACACAUGUCGCUGGAGUUACCAGUGUAUGGUUUGAUCUGGGGACCGUGGUGUCACACCCUAGCAUGGCUGUUAUGGACUUUACAGUUGAUUCUAUCCACCAGCUGGGUGUCUGCUGCUUCAGGUCGUUCCCGGAUUAAUCAGUACCAUGGAGUGGAGCGACGGUUAUUCGCACAACUAUUUGACAAUUAUAACUCACUUUCCCGUCCUGUCCGAAAUGCAAGUUCAACUGUUAGUGUAGAUUUCGGACUUUCUCUCAAUCAGAUUUUAGACUUGGACGAGAAAAACCAAGUUCUAACAACAGCGGUAUGGAUUUAUGAGGAAUGGAUUGACGAAAAUCUGAAAUGGGAACCUGAAGUAUACCAGGGUUUAAAUAUGAUUGUAGUUCCUUCGGAACUCUUAUGGGUACCGGACAUAUUUAUUUUUAACACGGCGUCAGAAAACAAUGCUGGUUAUGUGAAUGUGACUGGAAGUAAGAUUAUGAUCAAGCCGUCAGGAAGAGUACGUUGGAUGGUGCCACUAAUGAUAAAAUCUUCAUGCUCUGUAGAUGUUACCUAUUUUCCGUACGAUAGUCAACAAUGUACAGUGCGCUUCGGGUCAUGGGUUUAUGAUGGAGAGCAACUAAACCUCUUCAACGAACCCAGUAAGCCGGAUCUAUCAAAAUACGUUGAGAACAGUGAAUUUGUACUGCUGAACGUCAGUCUUUCUCGCGUUGCAGCCGACAGUGAUUGUUGUCCUGGAGACGGAUGGCACCCCAUGAUUCAUUUCACAAUUGAGAUCGACCGGAAGUCUUUGUACUAUGAUUAUAUUGUAAUCGCACCAACUCUGAUGUUGUGUGUGAUGACUUUAGCUUCAUUCCUGCUUCCCUGUCAUUGUGGAGAAAAAAUUGCCAUAGGACUUACUGUUUUUCUUACGCUUUAUGUACUCGAAUUACUUGUCGCUAAGAACACACCUGAUUCUAAUGCAACACCUAUCCUAGGAGUUUUCCUUAUCUUGGUGAUGACGUUGAAUUGUGUUUCACUGAUCAUGGCGACCGUUGUGAUGAACAUUCGCAAACAUGCUGACGAGAAGCUAUGUCCAAAAGUACCGCCCUGUCUGCUAUGGAUGUGCAAAAAAUGCCUGAGUAAGUUCACCAUCACCAGACUUCGAGACUGGCAGCACCCAAUCGUGUCUUGUGAAGAGAUGCGAGGAUCAAGAAUGUUAGCCACAUCGCUUAGUGACCUCUUGGAAAUGAGUGAAGCAAACACGACGGAUUUCCCUACAUGCAAAGAAUUAACAAAAAAUACCCAAGAUGGUGAAUCGCAACAAAGCCAUACAAUUUGUUGCCAUCCGAGCAACUACAGAUCCAGUUACGACACGGACAGUGUGACCAAUAUGGGAAUUGUGUCGCUGACUCGGCGAAAAUAUGAAUGGUACUUCUGUGCAGAGGUCGUGGACAAGUUUUCGUUUUUUAUAUAUGGAGUUAUAAUGGGAGUAACAAUUCUAACUAGUCUUGUCAUUGUUCCCUAUACACAGUCACGUAGCUACAAGGGAUAGGUUUCUAAGAAUAUUCAAAAACUCCCCGGACCCAGUCAAAAUCUAAAGCAAAAAUGCACAAGCCAUAUUUAAAAUGCAUGUCAAAUGCAUGUUGUCUGAAAGCAAAAGCAUGUGUACAGCUGUCAAUGCAUGUGUGUGUGAUAG